AUUCCAUCGAUGAUUCCAGAUUCUCUUGUCUUGAAGGCUAAGGGAGAGGCGACAGCUGGGAAGAUGUGGGAGAAGGUGAAGGAUGAAUUUGAGAAGGAAUCGAAGAUGAUGACCGUGGAUUUGCGCCGGAAGCUCCAAGAGGAGCGUCUCCCAGAGAAUGGAGACAUAAAGGCUCACCUAACAAAGCUCAAAUCCCUACGACAGGAUCUCACAGCGAUAGGAGCCCAUCCAGGAGAUGAAAACUUCGCCGCAAUGCUCCUAGGAUCACUACCGUCAUCGUAUGAUCCAUAUCUAGCAGCAUUAACUGCAGCGUCUGCUCUCCUCAAUAAAACUCUCGACCCAGACACUUACCUUCGUGGCAUUGGCGAUGAGACUGAUCGACGA
Molecule: messenger RNA, 384 nt
Organism: Guyanagaster necrorhizus
Lineage: Eukaryota; Fungi; Basidiomycota; Agaricomycetes; Agaricales; Physalacriaceae
Exons: 1
Source: RefSeq, a predicted model, not a curated record